Molecule: messenger RNA, 775 nt
Organism: Juglans regia (Persian walnut)
Lineage: Eukaryota; Viridiplantae; Streptophyta; Magnoliopsida; Fagales; Juglandaceae
Product: HVA22-like protein j
Exons: 6
Coding region: 274-732 (152 amino acids)
Source: RefSeq, a predicted model, not a curated record
GUCUCGGCAACAGUUCGAGGAAACUUAAAAGAGAGAGCUACAGGUUCAACCGUUACGUACUCGGUGAGACCCGCGCAUGACCAAAAUGAAGCGUCCGAGCCAAGAAAUCAUCCUCCAUUUGUAUCUCUCUUUCUUUUCUGUCUAAGCUAGUUUUUACUCUGUUUCUCUCCACCAACAAGACACAUUCCUUCCAAAGAAUCACAGUGACAGAUCCUUCUUCCUAAGGUGUUGCAGGAGUGUUAUAGCGGGUGCUUGACGUGAAGGGGAAUAAAUAUGUUGGGGGAUUUCAUUACCAGAUGUCUUCUGCUGCUUCUUUGUUAUGCCUAUCCCGCACUCCAGUGUUACAAAACCGUGGAGAAGAACAGGGUCGGGAUCAAAGAACUCCGAUUUUGGUGUCAAUAUUGGAUCAUUGUGGCUAUACUUACAGCUCUUGAGAGGGUGGUGGACGUAUUCAUGACACGGUUCCCCUUAUACGGUGAGAUGAAGCUGGCACUUAUUAUCUACCUAUGGUAUCCAAAGACCAAGGGAACCAGUUAUGUAUACGAGACCUUGUUGCGGCCGAACGUAGCUAAGCAUGAAACAGACAUCGACCAUAAGUUGCUGGAGUGGAGGGCAAGAAUGUGGGAUUUGGCCAUUUUCUAUUGGCAAAACUGCUCGGAAUUAGGACAGUCGGCGUUCCUCCAAGUCUUGCAGUACUUCGCUGCUGGAAGGUUCAAUCACACUAACAAUUAGGAAUGUAACCGAACUGUCCGGUUUUGGACAAAUUUUGUAUUAA